AAGCUGUGUUAUAACUCUGGAGCAAAACCUGUGCCUUACACAUCACUUCAGGGAUGGCCUCUCUGUCUGUAUGGAAACUUCCCUACUUCAGUAGGAGGCUGUGCGAACCUGAGGCUCGGUGAGAAUCAGUUUGUCAGAUUAGUUUUACUGUGCCUCUUGUAGGUCUACCAAAAAGUUCCUCAGUGGGAAAUUGUAUCUGAUUUUAGCUUUGAUUUCCUAACAAAGCAAAACGUAUGUGACUGUAUUGUCAUUUUACCUUUUUGUUUUUGUUGUUGACUACUUUGAAAGGGAGAGGUCUAAAACAUAAGAUGAAGUUCCUAAUUCAUGCAAAUAGCAUCCAGUUAGAUAUUCUCCGCUAAGAGAGAAGCUAAACUCUAGGUUAACUGCGUUGUUAGACAUCUCUGACUGGGUGGGAUGAUAAUAGAGGUGGUGAGAGGUACCUCUUGAUAAGAAUGAACACUGCCGGAAAACAAGCAUUACAGUUCUAACAAACUGCUUGGUUUGAAUGGUAGCACCAAAUACUCAAUGCCCUUUCAUCUUGGAAACAGUUGAAGGUUUGAAAAUACUGUGAAACUCAGAGUUUUUAAGUGUGUUAAAUUGGGAAUAUGAAAUGUGCAUUACCAAAUUGCUAUGGAUAUUCCAUAGUUUCCUCAUACUCAUUUGUCUUUUAAAAACAGUUGCAGUUUGCAAUGCUUAUGACUUGCCUUUAUAACAGUAAUGUUCUGUCAAUUCGAUAUAGACAAACCUUGAAAGAAAAUCUAGACCACUGCUUAGGUUUACAGGGCUGAAAAAUACCUUUAAUUGAAAUUAUUUCUGUGCAAUAUUAUGGGAUGCUUCAUCUCUCUUUUAUGAAUACCUUCCAUUCCACUCUAAAUGUUUGCUGUUUAAUGUAGUAUCUUUCAUACUAGAAUCAACAAGUUCUUUUUCUGUUUACCAGAGUUGUUUGCUGUUUUUCCUCACUGGAAUAUCCGGAGUAUCUCCCAAGAAUUUAUAAAUAAAAGCAUCAAGCUAGAUGGCAAAAUAGUUUGAUUUGUUUGGGGUUUUCUGGGGGUAUGAUUGUGUGACUGUGUAAAGAAAGUGACUGAAGGAAAGGCAGGCUUGAAAAAGCAGAGGUGUUUAACUUAUUCACAGCAGUGUUUUAAAGCCUAGAUCUUUCAGUUCAGGUCCUCUUCAGAACUCUUAACAUUGUGUGGGUUUGAUCCUUUUUUAAUAGCAAACAAAGCUUUUAGUCUUUUUUUAAUUACUGCCACUGCUUAAAGACAUAUGCAAAUGAUUAUUCUUUUGUGGAUGGGAUUUAAAACUGUGUAUGUUAAAUACACUGAGGGAUGUUCUCAGCUUGUUAAGAGUUCCUGUUAGAGCACCUUGAGAUUGUCCCUGUUCAAAUUGACUUGAGAAAAUAAAACAGCUUCUUUUUCUUUUCUCUUAACUUCACGUUUUGUAGGAGAAAGCCUUUUUCAGAAUUAUGAAAUGACACAUGUACCCCAGUAUGAAAUCAUGCUUAUUUCAUUAUGAGUAUGUGCUUUUUAAGCUUGUAACGUUUUGUAUAAACAAUAAUUAGUGUAGUACAUGAUAUGGCAUUCAAUGUGGAAUGAAUAUAGUGUUUACAUUUUUAUAACUAUGCAUCAAAUAUGCAUCACCUUAGUUUUUGCUAUGCAGUAAAGAUUUAUUUUUUUUUUCCCCCUCUGCUGCUUUUGGUUUCAGUUUAUUUAGUGAAUGUCCAGAGAGAACUAAUCUUUUUUUAAAAUGCGGGAAAUGUCUUUCUCCCUCACCACAGCAGUGUAUUCAUACACUGAAAGAUAAAAGCCACUAAUUCUUAAAAAUAGAACAUGCAAUUGAGGGACAAGGGGAGAGAAUUCCUAAAAUAUGUAGGCAUAUAUCUCAUUUUCAGCAUCAGUCUUUGGUACUGUGGGCCAGGUCUUUGCUUCACUUUAGUUAAUGAAUUGAUAUUGAUUUUUAAACAAAGGAGAUGUUUUACACUUUUUGUGAAGUAUCCAGUAUAUUUAAGGUAGCUAUGAGUUUUACAGAGAAGCAGUGUUGAAAGGUUUUCUGUCAUUAAUCAAAUUCUGAUUUGUACAUGGAAGAGGGGUAAUACAUUUGCUGUCAGGGUCUGUAACAAAUAAUUUAUAAUAUGAUGUUUACUAAAAAAAAAAAAAAUCAUUUUCUCCCCUACUCCCAGGAGAGUGCUGUAAGCUUUGCUAAAUGUUUGGUUCCCAGAGACAACAGCAAUGAGCAAACCACGUGUUUGAAGUGACUUUUUGUCACCUUAGUAUUUUUGAUCUUAACAUUUACUGCAUUAACUUCUCGUAUUUACAGACAGUGCCUGAUAGCCUCAUAAGGCUGUAUUGCCCGUGAAUAAAAGUUUGGAAAAAAACAGGUUCAUAUGAACAAUAAUGUAUGUAACGUAUCUGGUUGGUUGGCAGAAAGUCAGCAAAUACAGUGUAAAGGUAACGUUUUGUAAUGAAGCAACGCUUCAGAAGCUAUACCAGCUGGUAAGAUGUUUCUUCAGGAAAAUAACCUCUUAGGAGAAAUAUUAAAAAAAAAAAAAAAAAAAAAAAAAAAUGGAAAAAAGAAGAAAAAAAAAAAAAGAUAAAAUCAAAUAGUGUUGAGAGCCAGGAUUCGUGGCUGGCAAUACAAUACGUGACCAAAUAGCACUUCUAAUUGCUAUUUUUGAAUAAUUCCACCUUCUUGUGGCUGGGAGUUGACAGAACUUAUUAACAAAAUAACUAACUUGUUGCAAAAUUAUAUUAUAAAUUAAGUAUUACCAUGGUGUUCUGUCUCACAAAUACUCAUGAAUUAAUCUGAAAGGAAGCAUUAACUAAUUCUUACUUUUAAUAGGUAGAGCCUGCUUCCCUGUAUUAUGAAAACUGCUGAAUGGAGGAAGAGGGUGGAAGUCAGUCUUUUACUCUUUCCAUUACCAUCCUGCAUGGUUUUUUACCCGUGUUUUACAGAGUGUUGAAGAAUUAGGAGAAGCUGCAGUUGUUCAGCUGAGUGAACUAAAUGGGUGGCUUCCCUCUGGACCCUGACUCUCACUUCACUGUCUUAGGUACAAGAACUGUAGAAGUCCAUUUUAGAAUUUGAAAGAACAAGUUUCUGCAGCUCUGGAAAGAUAUGCCAUGGAAGUAAUCAGCUGGGGUGGUCCCAGGGCGCUCUGGGCACGAGUAUUGCUGAGUGAUCAUUGGCUGCCACCUGCGUGACAAAGUAAAGGACCAACCCUUCAAUUUAUACCGUGGAGCCAGAUCACGGGAAACAAGUGACAGAGUUGUUGAGCUUAUGCUUAGCCCAGCGUGAUACAGGACUGGUGUGACAACUCGUUUUUAAUCAGUGACUCAAUUGUGAUCACCCUGAUGUCACCGAAUGGCCACAGCUUGUAAAAGAUCACCAGGAGAACCUCACUCUGAAAACAUUGAAACUAGCCGAAUGAAGCGAGCAGCUGCAAAGCAUCUAAUAGAGCGCUACUACCAUCAGUUAACUGAGGGCUGUGGAAAUGAAGCCUGCACGAAUGAAUUUUGUGCUUCCUGUCCAACUUUUCUCCGUAUGGAUAACAAUGCAGCAGCCAUUAAGGCCCUCGAGCUUUAUAAGAUUAAUGCAAAACUCUGUGAUCCUCAUCCCUCCAAGAAAGGAACGAGCUCAGCUUACUUAGAAAACAAUUCCAAAGGUGCCCAUAACAAUUCCUGCACUGACAGAAAAAUGAACAAGAAGGAAAUGCAAGGCCCAAGAGAUGACUUUAAAGAUGUGACUUUUCUAACAGAAGACAAGAUAUAUGAAAUUCUUGAACUGUGUCGAGAGAAAGAGGAUUAUUCCCCUUUAAUCCGGGUGAUUGGGAGAGUAUUUUCUAGUGCUGAAGCAUUGGUACAGAGUUUCCGAAAAGCCAAGCAGCACACCAAGGAGGAGCUCAAGUCUCUUCAAGGAAAGGAUGAAGACAAAGAUGAAGAUGAAAAGGAAAAAGCUGCCUGUUCGGCUGCUGCUAUGGAAGAAGAUUCAGGUGCAUCAUCAUCUUCGUCGUCAAGAAUAGGUGAUAACACACAGGGAGAUAAUAACCUCCAAAAACUAGGCCCGGAUGAAGUGUCUGUAGAUAUUGAAGCAGUCAGACGGGUCUAUGAUAGAUUACUUUCUAAUGAAAAAAUAGAAACUGCCUUUUUAAAUGCACUUGUGUACUUGUCACCUAAUGUGGAAUGUGACUUGACUUACCAUAAUGUGUACUCUCGGGAUCCUAACUAUCUGAAUUUGUUUAUUAUCGUUAUGGAGAAUGGCAAUCUUCAUAGCCCAGAGUAUCUGGAAAUGGCUCUACCAUUGUUUUGCAAAGCAAUGAGCAAACUGCCCCUUGCAGCUCAAGCAAAACUGGUCAGAUUGUGGUCUAAGUACAGAGCAGACCAAAUUCGGAGAAUGAUGGAAACAUUUCAGCAGCUUAUUACUUACAAAGUCAUAAGCAAUGAGUUCAAUAGUCGUAACCUAGUGAAUGAUGAUGAUGCUGUUGUUGCUGCUUCAAAGUGCUUGAAAAUGGUUUACUAUGCAAAUGUAGUAGGAGGUGAUGUGGAUACAGAUCAUAAUGAAGAGGAAGAUGAAGAACCCAUUCCAGAAUCAAGUGAACUAACUCUUCAAGAGCUGUUGGGUGAGGAAAGAAGAAAUAAAAAAGGUCCUCGAGUGGACCCGCUGGAAACUGAACUUGGUGUUAAAACUAUAGAUUGCAGAAAACCACUUAUCCCUUUUGAAGAAUUUAUUAAUGAACCACUGAAUGAUGUUCUAGAAAUGGACAAAGACUACACUUUCUUCAAAGUAGAAACAGAAAAUAAAUUCUCUUUUAUGACCUGCCCCUUCAUAUUGAAUGCCGUUACCAAGAACCUGGGAUUGUAUUAUGACAAUAGAAUCCGGAUGUACAGUGAAAGACGCAUAACUGUGCUCUACAGCUUAGUUCAAGGACAGCAGCUCAACCCGUAUUUGCGACUUAAAGUGAGACGUGAUCACAUCAUAGAUGAUGCGCUCGUCCGGCUAGAGAUGAUUGCCAUGGAAAAUCCUGCAGACUUGAAGAAGCAAUUGUAUGUUGAAUUUGAAGGAGAGCAAGGGGUAGAUGAAGGAGGUGUUUCCAAAGAAUUUUUUCAACUGGUUGUGGAAGAAAUCUUCAAUCCAGAUAUUGGGAUGUUCACAUAUGAUGAAUCUACAAAACUGUUUUGGUUUAAUCCGUCCUCUUUUGAAACUGAGGGUCAGUUUACACUGAUUGGCAUAGUACUGGGGCUGGCUAUUUACAAUAACUGUAUACUGGACGUACAUUUUCCCAUGGUUGUCUACAGGAAGCUAAUGGGCAAAAAAGGAACUUUCCGUGAUCUGGCAGACUCUCAUCCUGUUCUUUACCAGAGUUUGAGAGACUUGCUGGAGUAUGAAGGAAGUGUGGAAGACGAUAUGAUGAUAACGUUUCAAAUAUCUCAUACGGAUCUCUUUGGCAAUCCAAUGAUGCAUGAUUUAAAGGAAAACGGUGAUAAAAUUCCUAUUACGAAUGAAAAUAGAAAGGAAUUUGUCAAUCUGUAUGCUGACUAUAUACUCAAUAAAUCAGUAGAAAAGCAGUUCAAGGCCUUUCGGAGAGGAUUCCACAUGGUGACCAAUGAAUCUCCUUUGAAAUAUUUAUUUAGACCAGAGGAAAUUGAAUUACUUAUAUGUGGAAGUAGGAAUUUAGAUUUUCAAGCACUAGAAGAAACUACAGAAUAUGAUGGUGGCUAUACAAGAGACUCUCUUAUUAUUAGGGAAUUCUGGGAAAUUGUCCAUUCAUUUACAGACGAACAGAAAAGGCUAUUCUUACAGUUUACAACGGGCACAGACAGAGCCCCAGUGGGAGGACUUGGAAAGUUAAAGAUGAUCAUAGCCAAAAAUGGCCCAGAUACAGAGAGGUUACCUACAUCUCACACAUGCUUUAAUGUACUUUUGCUUCCGGAGUACUCGAGCAAAGAAAAGCUUAAGGAGCGAUUAUUGAAGGCCAUCACAUAUGCCAAAGGAUUUGGCAUGCUGUAAUGAAUAUAACAAAAGGGAUUAAAAAAUGAUGGUGAUGAUGUCCCUGUCUAAAAAGGCCAUAAGAUAGCGAGCUACAGUAGUCACCUGUGUUUGUGCCUCCCUUCUUUACUGGGGACAUUGGGCUGGAACAGCAGAUUUCAGCUGCUUAUAUGAACAAAAUCUUUAUUUUUUCUUUUAGCGUGAAAGUGUUACAUAUUCUUUCACUUGUAUGUACAGAGAGGUUUUCCUGAAUAUUUAUUUUAAGGGUUAAAUCACUUUUGCUUGUGUUUAUUACUGCUUGAAGUUGAGCCUUUUUGAGUAUUUACAAGAAAACAAACUGUACUCUCCCAAGGAAAAUAUUGCCAUCAUUUGUAGACCAUGUAACCUUCAAGUAUGUGCUAUAUUUUUGUCCCUGUAUCUAAUCAAAUCAAGAACUGUACUUUUUGAAGAGUUUGCUUUUGAAACUUGAAGUCUUGGAAAACAGUGUGAUGCAAUUACUGCUGUUCUAGCCCCCAAAGAGUUUCUGUGCAAAAUCUUAAGAAUCAAUAAAGACAGAAGGGAGAACUUGGAAUGUUAAA
Molecule: messenger RNA, 6554 nt
Organism: Strigops habroptila (Kakapo)
Lineage: Eukaryota; Metazoa; Chordata; Aves; Psittaciformes; Psittacidae
Gene: UBE3A
Product: ubiquitin protein ligase E3A
Exons: 14
Coding region: 3355-5997 (880 amino acids)
Biological process (GO): ubiquitin-dependent protein catabolic process; protein polyubiquitination
Molecular function (GO): ubiquitin protein ligase activity
Source: RefSeq, a predicted model, not a curated record